Molecule: messenger RNA, 1057 nt
Organism: Impatiens glandulifera
Lineage: Eukaryota; Viridiplantae; Streptophyta; Magnoliopsida; Ericales; Balsaminaceae
Product: heat stress transcription factor B-2b-like
Exons: 2
Coding region: 161-937 (258 amino acids)
Biological process (GO): regulation of transcription by RNA polymerase II
Cellular component (GO): nucleus
Molecular function (GO): RNA polymerase II cis-regulatory region sequence-specific DNA binding; DNA-binding transcription factor activity
Source: RefSeq, a predicted model, not a curated record
UGGGUCCCACCACUAACAUAUUUAUUUCCAAUUUUACCCUUGCCACGUCACUUCCUCAAUCAUUUUUUACCCUUUACCUAACCGAUCGAACUUUCUGGAAACAACACUUUUUUUUUUCAAUUUUUUUUUUCCACUUUCUCUCUCUAAAAAGCCAGAUCUGAUGAAGCCAGCUGAACAAACCGUCGAUUCGCCGUCGCCGGCGACGGCCACCGGAGAUUCAAACAGAUCAUUACCUACUCCGUUUCUUACGAAAACCUAUCAACUAGUCGAUGAUCCAUCAGUUGACGAUUUGAUUUCAUGGAAUGAAGACGGAACUAGUUUCAUUGUUUGGCGUGCCGCUGAAUUCGCUAGAGAUUUACUUCCUAAAUCGUUCAAACAUAAUAACUUCUCAAGCUUCGUUCGUCAAUUGAACACUUAUGGAUUCAAGAAGGUUAUGCCAGAUCGUUGGGAAUUCUCGAACGAUUGUUUUAAGAAAGGUCAAAAGGAUUUACUCAAAGACAUACAACGUCGUAAGAUAUCAUUGACUAUUCCGGUGAGUGUUCCGGUGAGUGUUCCGGUUCCGAUUUCAUCUCCGGCGAACUCAAUCGAUGAACAGGUGAUAUCAUCAAACUCAUAUCCGACGGAGACGACGGCGGAGGAGAAUGAGCGAUUGAGAAAUGAAAACGCGCAGAUUAAUCAGGAAUUGAUUCAAUUGAGGAGUCUUUGUAAUGAUAUAUUUUCUUUGAUGAAUAACUUUGGUGGAUCUGAUCAACAACGACAGGCGUUGGAUCUUUUGCCGAUGAAUCCUUGUAUGGAUGAAAUUGAUGGUGAUGGCGGUGGCGAUUUGGUGGAUUGUGAUUUGGCGAUUAAUUCGGUGACGAUUGGAUUGAAGCGUUCUAGGGUUAUGGAUGAUGAUGAGGAGGAUGAAGAUGAUGAUGAUAAUCGAUGUAAAGUUUAGGACCGUUGGAUGGAAUGGAGUUGUAAUCUAAUUUUGUUAGGUUUUUAUAUUUUGACAUGUGUUAAUAAUCAAACUUGGUGGUUUUGUCGUUAAAGGAUGUUAAAUUAUAGUUGAUGUGUU